GGUUUCAUGUCGCGUGACCAGCCGGCACACCGUAUUCGAUCGAACAACCCAAACAGCUUUGCCGCGGCCGCCGCAGCAAAUCCGAGCACGCCGGGGAGAUCCGCGGGACGGCCGGCGGAAUCACGGGGCUGUGGGCGGGACAACCGCGGCGCGCGGCUGUAGUGCCGUGCGCGCCUCGGCCUCCUUCCCAAUCCCCAGCCGCGGGGAGCUGCAGAAGGCGGAUUGGGGGAUUCGGGUGCUGACGAAUUGAGGAAUGGCGGUGCGGCCGUGGUGGGUGGUGGCGGUGGCGCGGGCGUCGGCGGCGGGGUGGCAGCGCGUGGCGUGCAACCCGGAGACGCUCCCGCCCGACCGCGUCCUGGCCCUGCUCUGCUGCGGGCCGCUCCACCUCCUGCUGCGCUUCGCCGCCUUCCUCUGCGUCCCAUUCAUCCCCGCCCACCGCUUCGCCUCCCCUCGGCGCCGCCGCGCGCAGCCGCACCGCCUCCUCUUCCUCCCGCCUCCGGAGCUGUUGCUAGCGCGGUACUCCCCUCCCCCUUCGUCGUCCUCAUCAUCAUCAUCCUCCGACGAUGAUGACGAAGACGACGACAUCGAGGACGGGGAUUUCAUUCGCCCUCACGUCGAUUGAGGUUGCUUAGGAAUAUUCGCUGGAAGAGUGCAAACUUUGGUCUUCAGUUUCAAAGAUUGAACACUUGCCUGCGGCUGCGGUACCUCACUCGAAACCAUCAGGCCUUCUAUCUCAGUCUUCAUGACCUAACAUUUUGAGGAUCAUCAUUGUUAAUAAGUUCAUUGUCAGUGUAUAUUAUUGCAUUGUAUAUAUAAUAUAAGUGAAACUCAUCACCAAGUAGUGGUGGUGAAAUGUCACCUGUGUAUUUGAAAGUCGGAACGCAAUUCGAAAUUUGAAUUGAAGAUGUUUGUGUUCAUAUGUGGAAAUAAUAAGGUCUCAUCAUUGCUA
This is a messenger RNA of Lolium perenne, 949 nucleotides long. RefSeq lists its product as uncharacterized. Lineage: Eukaryota; Viridiplantae; Streptophyta; Magnoliopsida; Poales; Poaceae. The record is from RefSeq and is a predicted model, not a curated record.